This is a messenger RNA of Myodes glareolus (Bank vole), 5054 nucleotides long. NCBI's taxonomy places the organism in Eukaryota, Metazoa, Chordata, Mammalia, Rodentia, Cricetidae. The record is from RefSeq and is a predicted model, not a curated record.
CUACAGCACCGGGAAGCGCUCCCUCCCGCCCGCAGGGGGGCGGGUCGAGGUGGCCGCAGGGAUCGACGUCCCGGGACUCCACUGGAGCAGAGGGUGCUCGCUGCCUGCUGACUUGUGGGGGCUCCUUGGAAAGCGGUUGACAACGGGGACUCGAGGGCCACGGAGUCCCCGAGCUGUGCGCGAGCCCUGAGCCGGGGGAGGGUCGUCCACAGAAUCUCUGCCCGCACCUUGUCCUACCGGAGUCAUUACUUGGCCCGAGACGCCUUGGGGUGGGAAGGACGGUUCUCACUGGCCUCUGAUUUGGCAUCCUGAAGAGUUUGAGUUGGCGACUCUUCAUACAGGAAGUUACUGCGGUGGGACAGGGCCAGGACUUUCUUAGGGAACCCCUGAAGUGCAGAAGCCCCGUCGCCAGGCCUCAAGCCUAACUACUGAGAAGAUGGUGGACCACUUGGCAAACACAGAGAUCAACAGCCAGCGGAUUGCAGCAGUGGAGAGCUGUUUCGGGGCAUCAGGGCAGCCGCUGGCCCUGCCGGGCCGUGUGCUCCUGGGCGAGGGGGUGCUGACCAAGGAGUGCCGCAAGAAGGCCAAGCCACGCAUCUUCUUCCUCUUCAAUGACAUCCUGGUGUACGGCAGUAUUGUGCUUAGCAAACGCAAGUACCGCAGCCAACAUAUUAUCCCCCUGGAAGAGGUAACAUUGGAGACGCUGCCAGAGACCCUGCAGGCCAAGAACCGCUGGAUGAUCAAGACAGCCAAAAAGUCCUUUGUGGUGUCGGCAGCCUCCACCACGGAGCGCCAGGAGUGGAUCAGCCACAUUGAAGAGUGUGUACGGAGGCAGCUGUUGGCCACGGGCCGCCAGCCCACCACUGAGCACGCAGCGCCCUGGAUCCCUGACAAGGCCACGGACAUCUGCAUGCGCUGCACACAGACACGCUUCUCGGCGCUCACCCGGCGUCACCACUGCCGCAAAUGUGGUUUUGUGGUCUGUGCUGAGUGUUCCAAGGAGCGUUUCCUGCUGCCGCGUCUCUCCCCGAAACCUCUCCGUGUCUGCAGCCUCUGUUACCGAGAGCUAGCUGCCCAGAAGCGGAGCGAGGAGGCCAAGGAGAGGUGCGGGGACUCUCUCGGGCAGCCAACCCACCUAGGCGGCGCCGUCUGCGGUGCGUCCAGUGGCGAUGACGAUGACUCCGAUGAGGACAGAGAAGGCAAUGGGGAUGGCGACUGGCCCAGCCAGGUGGAGUUCUACGCUUCUGGUGUCUCCUGGUCAGCCUUCCACAGUUGACCCUCACCUUCAGAGUGUCUGCAUCAAGCCAGUCCAUUGCCCAGGGCCCCAAGAGUACAGGUCCUGAACUCCGAUUUUUGCUGCCCUGCCCAUGGUAGUAGUGGGCAUGUGACAGUGGCUGUUCCAGAGCCAUUACCAGUGCCUUUCUGCUAGACAACAACCUCCUGCCGUCUUCUACUUCUGGUCAGAGAAUUGUCUUUCCAUUUCACAAGGCCCAGAACAUGUAGCCCUUGGUGACCAGGCUACAGAUCUAGCCCUUGGGGUUAGACCAGGCCAGGUAUCCCAAGCAUUAAAAGACCAAGGUUGAAGAGAGCAAAGGGAAGACCAAACCAGAGUUGGGGUCCACUCCACUCUGAAGCUUGAGCUUCAGACCCCGUUCCCACCUCUGCCCCUUAACAGGCAUAGCCAUGCCAGGCCUGGACACUUUCCACCAUGCAAAUAGCACCACCUGGCCACCGGGUCCUGCCAAGCUGGACCCCAGAUGCACUGUGUGUGCCCUCUGGGCCCAGGUGAGCUUUACCCUGAGCUUCCCCCAACCCAGGGCCACCCAUCAAGGUCUCAUCUGGUGCCUGUUUGUCCUGCCCCUAUCUCUAUCUGCAGUCAGUAGAAGUGAUGUUUUCCCUUAGGACUCUGGUUUCAAGGACAGAAACCCUAUCCAGACUGACUUACCAAUAAAAAAAAAAAAACAAAUCUUGAUUGCUAAUUCUAAGAGUACCCUAGCUUCAGACACUGCUCAACCGAGGGACUAGGGACAACCAUCACUGAUACUGCCACACUGGGCAUCCCUGGAAAUGCCUCCCACCCAGUAAGACAUUCAUGCCACACUGUGUCUGGCUGCCCAAGAACAAAGCCCCAUUCUGUUAUUCUGAUAGCCAGCCUGCCUUCCUGCCUGCCUGCCUUUUCUUUUGAGACAGAGACUUGCUACAUAGGGCUGAUUUAAACUUGAGAUCCUCUGGCCUCAGCCUCCCUGGUGCUGGGCUUACCAGCGUGUACCACUACACCUGGUUUAUUGGUGUGAGCUAUCUAAAUGGGUGGUAAAGGAAACAAGGUAUUUGUCUGUCUCAGCCUGAUCCUUCUGGAAUGAAAAGACUUGCCUAUGUAGUCUCUGGCUCAGCCCCGGCAGACGGUGCCUAUGAUUUGGAGAGCGAGCCGCUAGCUUUGUGUGUAGACUAGAGAGCUUCACAGGGCCCUUCGGAAGCCAUCUUUAAAGCUCUGCAUGGCAAUUCAUGCCUGUGAUUCCAGGGCUCAAAGAGCCUGGAUUGUGAGUCUGAGGCCAGCCCUAGCUACCUAAAAUCCCUGUCUUGAGAAACCAUGCUUUCCCCAGCUAUUUACGACUCGGUACCUGGCUAUCCUUGAAUGGAGUCCCUGUGUAUAGAGUGUGGUCACUGUCAGCUGUAUGUGGGACUUUGGAGCUAAGAAAGCUUCCUCCGACUCUCAUACAGUGAAUCCCUAUUAUUGGUGGGCUCCAUUCCCCCAAUACAAUAUUGUCUUUGUCCAUGUUCUGAUUCUGUAGGUUAGGUUCAGAUUCCAAAGUCUGCAGUUGACAGACAUGUGGCCACUCUUCAAAGAGUGCUGGAGGGGUAGACUAUGGAGCGCCCAGGAGCUGCCUAUGACCUCUCCUGUCCUGGCACUGACAGGCUGGGAAGGACUGGGGAUGUGUUUGUUUGCAGCCCUUUCCCUUUGUGGCCUCUGUCGGCCACACAGACUGGUUCAGGCUGCUUCUCCUGUUUGGGCACAGGGCCAGACAGGUUCCUAGGUGAAGAGCAGCUUCCUGAAGCUAGGUCUGGUGUCUUCUCAGAAGUCCAGACUGGGCAGCCACAUCGCUUCCACCCAUGGCUGGUGACUCACAAACCUCACUCAUUCCCUUGGAACCUUCUUUUCCUGGAAACUCUCAGAGUAUCCCCCACUGCUGAAGCAUAGAGGGGAACAAACUACAGGGAUGAAGGCCUUGAAAUAAGAUGUGUAAGAAAACAAAAUGCUGAGCCUUUGUGGAAGAGGAGACCUGUGCCCUGGUCACUGUAGCCGCCAUUGUACAGGCUCCUCAGCAAACAAAACAUCUGGGGGUGACCCUGUUCAAUCUGGUGGUCAGCAUACACUUGGGCAUGAUUAUCCUAGCGAUAGUCACAACAGCCGAUAUGGAGCUAGCCUGGGUGUCCGUCAGCACGUGAACAGAUAAAGAUAAUGUCCCGUACACUGGAGAUGUAUCCAGACACCAAGGAGAAGGACAUCGUGUCAUUUGCGGAGAAAUGGAUAGAACUGGAGAUUGCCAUGUGACACCAAACAAGCCAGACUCAAAGAUCGCAUGUUUUCUCUCACAGGCAGUGUCUUAAUUUUUAAGGAAAAGAUAUGAAUGUAGAAGGUACUAUUUAAGAAGAGAGAGGGAGCCAGGGAGGGGGCAAGAGAGAGAAAUGGGGUGAAUAUAAUCAAAGUGUUUGAUGAGGAUGUAUAGACAAAACAAAACAAAGUAAAAAGCUAGCAUGUGCCCAUAGAACGGAGCCUGGGGAGUGAAAGAACCACGGAGGAGAUCAUCCUCAGUCCCUUACUGAGGCACUGUGGUCAGCCAGGCUGGGAUCCAGGCUUGCAAACAUGGUAUUGAAGCUGUUCUCAGAGACGGGCCUGCCUGGGGAGUAGGUGCAGCCUCAUGCCGUUGCCCAGCCACCCAGACAUGUGCCGGUCACACUUGGGACUUCCAGCUAAGGUGCUGAGGGCUACGUCAAGGCUAUACUGCUGACCUUUGCCCCUGGCCACCAGCCUACCCAGGAACUUAGGGGUUCUCAGAAUGGACUUAAGCAUCUCAGCUCCUUGCCAGUGACUUAUUUACCCAGUAAUGAACUGAAGGCCAACAGGAUCUGAGAGCUAUGUCUGAUGGGUGGGGGCCAGGCUUCACACUCUUGCCCGUGGCUCUGUUCACAAGGCCUGGCAAGGGCUCAGGAACCCACUGUCCUGCCAGCUGAGUCUCCCUGGAAUGCGUCCUCCCAGCUGUGUGAAUACUGUCCCUGCCAGGAACAUGUGAUUCUCUGGCAGCAUUUAGUCCUUGGGAGGGGGUCUGCCUUGCUUGUCCUGGAAAGAGAGAGAGAGAGAGAGAGUGAGAGAGAGAGAGGUGCUCUGAGGCCAGGACCCUGCAGUGCAGCGUGGGAACUUGCGCCUCAGCGUUGUCUGAGGCAGCUGUGCAGAGUCCAGCCCGAUGGUGUUCUGAGGCAGGCGUAAGGUUGCAGCUGGGGCCCAGUGCAUCAGGACAGGCGGCUCUUGCAGGUCAAUGGGGUCCAGUCUUUGCACAGGAUUCAGAUACCAGGAGAGGCCGUGCAAGGGACAUGGUUAGGGGUCCUAGCCUAUGCCUUGGCCGUGGGACUUCUCGGUGCCACAUUUUCUCAAAGGAGAACUUUGCCACUUACAGAAAACUAAUGACAUCCAAAUGUAAUCUGCCCAGGUGGGGAGGAAGGCAGGGGAUCCUGGGGCCCCAGGAAUGUUGUCCCUGUGAUAAUGAGGGUGAAUGCUGGUGCCCACUUACUAAAGUCUAUCUGUGCUCCAUGUCGAGACAAAGAGAGGUCACACAAAGUCUUCUUGAGGCUCAAAAAGGAUGGCCUAAAAGACUUCCUGGGAAAGGAGGCAUUUGUUGGCACCUCAGAAUAAGGGGCCUCCACAGGCUUUCCCUUGGUAUCCCUGAGGACUGGGAUACCGAUUCUUAGCUAUUUUGUUAAAUUUUCUUUUGUGGUUGGGCAUAGUGGUACAUACCUUUAAUCCCAGCACUUGGAAAGCAGAGGUAGGUGGAUCUCUGAGU